CUAAUCUCCUCCCCUCCCCUCCCCGCCCUCACAGCACCGUUGCUGUGAAGACCCACAACAGACGACACCACCUGCAAUGGUGAAUUUGCAACUAUGCAAGACCCAACACUGGGGGAGCAAUCUAACUGUGAGGGGUUGCCUUGCCGACGUUGCCGUUGUAAGAUGCAGUCCACUUGACGAGUCACCACCGCCACACCAAAGCUCCACCCUCCGGUAAUGAUCGAUUUUCAGGAAAAUCGGGUUUGAAAAAUUUUCUGUAACCGUGCCGAGUUUGUGCAUUAUAUUGUAUCUGGUAUUGUCGAGAGGCGGAUACGACUCAGCCGAGUUGCCGAUACUUUGAACCCUGUAGCCUCACCAAAUCCACAUUACCACCCAGACAUAUCAUGACUGUACUGUAAGAGCCCAUCCCUCACUGCUAAUUAAGCCUUCUUCUCUGCUAUCCCCUCUCCAAAGACGCUCUCAUGGCGGACAACCAUGAUAUCAGACAAGAGAGCAUUGCCGAUCUGUACAAGGCUUUGAUGAAGAAAGACUACGAGAAUGUGGCUAAAGUCUGCCAUAAACUUCCAGAAGGGCCGUUGCAGAGAAUCAGUCUUCACAAUGACACAGUCCUCCACGUGGCCGCUCACGCCGCACAAAGCGAUGUGGUACUCGACUUGCUGAAUAUGUUGCCUAAAGAUCUCAACCGUCCACUCGCUGAUAUAAAAAACAACGACGGCAACACUAUUCUCCACGAAGCAGCCACCAGCCAUGGCAUGAUCGAUGUAACAGAGGAGCUGUUGAGGAGAGAUGCGGGCUUGCUAAUUGCGUGCAACAACUUGGGAGAGAAGCCUAUUUUUUGUGCAGCCCGCUAUGGUCAAACUUCAAUGUUCGACUUUCUGGCUUGGAAAAUGGGACUAGAGCAACAAAAUCCAGAAGAUUGUAAAGCUCAUUUGCAGAGGAAUGAUGGAACAACAGUUCUUCAUAUUUCCAUCGCCACUGAGUGUUUUCAUUUAGCCUUGUUCAUCACCAAGCGCUACCCAUUCUUAAUCGAAGAAAGGGAUCAAUCCUCAAUCACUGCUCUUCAAUAUCUCGCAUGCAAUCCAACAGCAUUUCGAAGGGGGAAAAGACAAAUAAGACGAGGUUUCAUAGAACAACUCAGCAAAUCAAAAAUUGAAGCGAGACGAGGAUCCAUGGGAGAAGUAUUUUUGGGGUCUCUCAUCUUAUUAUAUAAGCUACUAUUGAACCCAAGAAGAAGCAUGAUAAGAGAUGAAAGAUAUUCACUUGAAGAACUUGUCACUCUUUUGGUAAAAAAAGAUACUUCAUGGGAUGCUAGUAUUAAUUCUCAAGCAAUAAGCCUAAGUGAGGGUAAGAAGGAGCCCGAAAUAAAAGAACAUUCCUCCAAAUCAUCCCAAAUAAUGGAAGGACAAAACUCCCAAGAAAGUUCAACUAGAAAAUACAAGAAGAGCGAUGAAAGUCCAUUAUUUUUGGCAACAAUGUCAGAUAUUAAACAAAUUGUCAAAGCAGUACUCAACUUCCGACCUCAGGCACUCGAGCAUACUAAUAAGGAGGGAAUGAACAUAUUACAUGUGGCAAUCCUCUACCGUCAUAUUGAUAUUUUUGAUAUGGUGAUAAAGUUUGAAGUGCUUGCAAGAAGGCUAUUAUCAGCUACUGAUAAUGAAGGGAACUCCAUACUACAUAUGGUUAGCCAAAAAAGAAAAAGUCAAGCUAGUGAAAAGAUGCAAAGCCCUGCACUUCAACUACGAGAAGAGUUGCUUUUGUUUGAGAAAGUGAAGUCGGCCUGUAAGAUGCAUUUCUCCAAUCCUCUCAACAAAGACCAGCAGACUGCGGAAGAAUUAUUUGCUGCUAAAAAUGAGAAACUCCAUCAAGAAGCCAAGGAAUGGCUAAUGCGUACCACGGAGAAUUGCACCAUUCUUUCCGUUUUCAUAGCCACUGUUGCCUUUGCAGCAGCCUACACGGUACCAGGAGGUCCUGAUCAAAGCACCGGUAUUCCAAUCCUUAACUCUAAACCCUUCUUUGUGGUUUUCAUUUUAGCUGAUGUGAUCUCCCUCACUAUGGCUUUGAUGUCUGUGGGUAUAUUUCUCUCCAUCCUUACAUCCUCAUUUCCAUUAGAAGACUUCAAGAGAUAUCUUUUUAAAAAGCUGAUACAGGGAAUUAUAUGUCUGGUCCUCUCGGUCUCAAUGAUGGCAGUGGCGUUUGGAGCAACAAUCGUCCUGAUGAUGACACAUAGUCCAAAAAAUGUUGUUUGGGAUGUGGUUGCAUUCCUUCCAGUCCCAAUUUUUUUUCUUUCAUAUUCACCUCUACGUUCAGUAGUGCUGGGACCUUGUCGAGAAUGGUUCGGAAGUUUUGUUCAAAACUUCCUCAUAGUUGUUGCCAUUCUGGUUGUAACAUUCCUCCUUGUCCUCUUUUUUCUUCUCUUUGGAGCUUUUGACGGACUGCGCUGGACCUUUAAAAAGGUUUGUGAGCUUAUAUGUAAACCUGUUCAUUGGAUAUCUGGGAAGAAAUCCGAGCCCAAAUCCGAUACCCAAUCUCCUCAGCCAACUACUCAAGUUUGAAAAAAGAAACAGAAUCUCGCUUCAGAACUCUUUUCAGAGCACCUUUUCUAUUUCCAAGUAGUAACAGAACAUGUUUGUGUGUUAAUAAAUUAGCAUAUUGAGAAUGUAGUUUUAGUUGUACUACUAAGUUGGUGGAAUCAAAUUUCCACAACACUUGAGAUCUCUGUAUCGUGCUAGAGGAAAAUCACUUCCAAGCAGAAUCAUUCUAUCAUAAGGGAAGAGCGCCAAUCAACUCUAUGUGAAAGAGGGUGUAUUUUUUCUUGAGAGAGCGGUUAGAUGAUCAGGUUUUCCUAA
Molecule: messenger RNA, 2846 nt
Organism: Vitis riparia (riverbank grape)
Lineage: Eukaryota; Viridiplantae; Streptophyta; Magnoliopsida; Vitales; Vitaceae
Exons: 6
Coding region: 462-2552 (696 amino acids)
Molecular function (GO): protein binding
Source: RefSeq, a predicted model, not a curated record